UUGCACUCUUCAAAGUGUAGGUGAUAAGAUGCAUACGGCAUGUCGCCCACGUGUUGGAGGGGGCGUGGGUUAGCUUCAUUCUCCUCAAUCAGCAGGGAUCGGCAUUGGUGGAGAGGAAGCAUGACGCAAUCGGGAAAUUGGACGUGCUAAAAGGGAGAAAUAUAUAUAUAUUAUAUAUAUGUAUAUAUAUAUAUUGGUUGCCGAUCGCUUCUUUUCACCUGCCAGCGGUGGGGUCUUACAAGGCUCAUUAUCGCUUGCAGGGAGCUAUGCACUGCCAUUCACAAUCAGACGCCUCCUGUGCAAAAAAAGAUGUAUGGGUUUCCAAUGGUUGCCAAAGGAUGAAGUAGAUCCCAGCGGAUCCAUUUUUUAAACUAAUAAUCAACUGCUAUUCCUUGAUGGUUAACUAAUAACCCAUUAAAAUUUAAAACACGAUUGAAUUUUACAUCAACAAAUCUUUAUGCUUUACUUAAUGUAGGUCAGCAUAAUGUAGUGAAGGUGGCAGUAAUGUAGAACAGUAAGAUGAAGCAUGUUUGACAAUCUACAGCAUUCAGAAUGUAGAUUUUAAAGAGUGAACAGAUCAUUACACUUCCUGUGACCAUGGAAGUGAUUGGAACACCUGAAUUCAAUGAUUUGGAUAGUAACUCCACAAAACCCAUCACUCUGCUGUACUCAAAAUAUGGCUACUGUUUCAGCUUGGCGUAUUUGUGAGAUUAUAGAAAACAUGUCAUGGGCAUCAGCAUCAGCUCUCCCAUUCAAAAGCUCUUUUCUCUAACACUGCAGCCAGAAACAACUAGAAGUCUGCCAAUAACUGGCUUAUUUUUGUGUGGAUGGUCUGUACUCACACAGAGCAUUUGUACAGUGCUGACCUUGAACAUCCUGUGGCGUUCAGAGGCAAAGUGGCUGCAUCCAGCUUAAACCAGAAAACAAGGCCUGGCUUUCCAGCGUGGGUUUAACAAGAGACAAGAGACGAGCGUCAACACAGGUUACACAGAAGAUGAAGAUGAAAGUGAACUCUUCAUGAAUAAUUCCUUACAUGUUAACCAGGACAACGUAGUAAAGGUGGGACACAAACAGGUGGUUAAUAUGAUCCGUCACGGGGGAAAUCGUCUCAUUAUCAAAGUCGUGACAGUCAGCAGGAAUCUCGACCCUGAUGAUACAGCUCGAAAAAAAGCUCCGCUGCCUCCUCGGAGAGCUCCGUCCACUGCACUUUCCACACGCUCCAAAUCUAUGACAUCAGAACUGGAGGACUUGGCUACUUUGAGGAAAAAGAAAGAUAAAGUGGAGGAGGUCGUCCCUCCUCAGAAGCCUGUGUGGGACAGUUCGAGUGUGGAUGUGAGGGUGGCAGCUGUGAAACCACGCCCCACCAGCAGGUGCUUUGCUGUGGCCCCGGAGAUGAAUUCUUUGUGCAAUAGCCAGGAUGCAUCAGUGGACACCCCAGCAGUGAGUGCAGGUCCUAAAGCCCCUUACUUGGGUGUUCCAAAAGGAAGCAUACGGCGACAGACAUCUAUAGGUGUAACAGAAGAAGAAAAGCAGUUCCUCACUCCUCCCAUGUUAAAAUUUACAAGAAGCCUUUCAAUGCCUGAUACAUCAGAGGAUAUACCUCCACCACCCGCCAUUUCCCCUCCAUCACCUCCCCACAACAACGCCUCCACACCUGCUAGACAUGGUUAUGGCACAAUCAAACAAGGCUUCACCUCUCAAAGUCCUGCCACAAACAGCACACCUUCAGACAGAGGGGAGUCAAACCACGGUCCUGGUUGGCGAGACCAGGGCGUGUACUACAGAGAAAAUACGGAACACAACAACAACCCAACCGCCCAACAGAGCCUUCAUAAGCGCCGAGCCCAGAUCCCAGAAAACCCCUACUCAGACAUUGGCAAGAUGGGUAACUCUGCCCUUUUUGUUCCAAACAAGCCUUCAAGGAGGAAAGGCAUGCUGGUAAAGCAGUCCAAUGUUGAGGAUAGCCCAGAGAAGACUUGUUCCAUCCCUAUCCCCACUAUCAUCAUUAAAGAGCCCUCUACCAGCAGCAGUGGCAAGAGCAGUCAGGGUAGCAGUAUGGAGAUUGAGACAUCAUCAUCAGAACACCCAGGUCAACUUCGGCCAGAGGACACCCUUAGCACAGGCAGCCCUUUUGUUGCGGCUUUGGCAAGUAAUACUGUCCGGGACAGGGAGAAGAGGCUGGAGCUGCACAGGAACUCCCCAUCUUUUAGAUCCACAGAUGCUGGUGACGUGGAUGUGGCUCCAACUCCUACCCCUCGUCUGCGACACUCAAAGUCUAUUGAUGAGGGCAUGUUUAGCAGUGAUGAGCGUCUGCGCAGGCUCAUGGCUCCCCCUUCUUCCUUGCUGAGCAUUCCACGAGGAGGGGGCAACAUCACAGACUUCAACAGCCCAGAACCCACCAUGGUACGGGAAUUGCUGAAUACUCGAACUGGACACAGUCCUGUCAGCCUUCCUGCUCAUAAGACUUACAGCUCAGGGAGUGGGAACUAUGUUCAUCCUGUCACUGGGAAGCCAUUGGAUCCAAAUUCCCCAUUAGCCUUAGCCUUAGCUGCCAGAGACAGGGCAAUGAGAGAGCAGUCGCAGCCUCUGCCUCUCAAAAGUGAGCUAUCCAAGCUGGACCUCAACAAGCCGCUCUUCAUCGAUACAAAGCUUCGAUCUAAUGUAGAUGUGAGUUUCUCCAGCACAGCCACCAUGGGUCGGCCGCGGGGAGCCCUGCGAAGACAGAUGACCGAGUCCAAGUAUGAGACUGAAUCUAAGUUUCAGCUUGACUUGGGUAAGCCUGAGAAAAGACCAGAGGAAAAGAAGAACAUGCUCAUCGACAUUGUGGACACCUCGCAGCAAAAAUCGGCAGGGCUGCUAAUGGUUCAUACCACAGAUGGGACAAAAGCAGAAGAGAACAGCCACUCAGAAGGAGAUCGGGAUGAAGAGAUCUGCCCUGACAGUACACCCGGGGAACUCCGUGAUCCCAAUCAGCCAGGUCCCGCUAACCCUAUACCCACUAGGACUUUGUCCACUGCUCCACCAAAGGCCAUGAUCUCUGUCAGUUCUGUAGACGAGCCUGUCAAACUUCCUUUUGGCAUUCCUCCACCACCCCUGGCCUCUGUCGACAUUGAUGAGGAGUUUGUGUUUGCCGAACCCUUGCCUCCUCCAUUAGAGUUUGCUAACAGUUUUGAUAUUCCUGAAGACCAAUCAGCGGCGCUCAGUGAGCUGCUGAAACAAAAAGCGAAUGGCAUAAGUGUUCCAUCACUUGCUCCCUACUACCCCCAUUUAACCACAAGCCACUCUGAGAUUAAGAGACCAACAGUCCUUACCAACUGCACGCCUCCUAGCUUCCCCACUGGGCCUCUCGAACCCUAUGAGCCCAUUAUUGACUCAGGCAUUGAAGUGGACGGCCGGAGCAGUGGUGACCCCCAACUGGAGACCACUAGCACAGUCUCCACUGUGUCCAGCAUCUCUACUUUAUCAUCUGAAGGAGGAGAAACCCUGGACACAUGUAUGGUCUAUGCAGAUGGACAGGCCUUUCUGGUGGACAGGACACAGGUUCUGCAGAAGCCCAAGGCCAAAUAUGCCAUCAACAAGAGCAAUGCACUUUACAAGGAUGCCUUAAACGAGGAGACCAUGGGCUCGUUUAGGGUGCCAUCUUCAAUCUCUCUACCACCUCCAGGAAGCGUCCCACCAGACCCUCAAAAAACACCAACGCAAAGAACCUCAAAGCUUUGGGGCGAACCUCUGGAUCUGAAAAGCCCUCAUGUUCCAGAGUCCAAGUCCCAAGCGUUGACUGAAAUCAACUCUGUCCUGCAACAUGUCAACAAAGACAAAGCACCAAAGCCAGGGGAAGCAAUAGAGUCGCCCACAGGAUGUAGAACCCACUUCGGAACAAGAACUUCAGAUGGUGUGUCCCUCAUCUCAGGAACCCAGCCGAACUCCGGUAUGUCCUUCACCAAUCAGCCCGGCCCAAAUGUCCCCGCUCCAUUGCCAUGCCGACAGACGGAAAGCCUGCAUCACCAUCGGCAUCCCUCCAGUUCCAGCAUCACAUCUCCUCCUCCGAUUUUAAGCUGCUCCUCCUCGUCCUCCUCUUUGCCCGCUGUAGGCUCGGGGUCCUCCGUGCAGGGUCGAAGCCGUUCGCCUUCACCGCUCUCGUUUCUACAGGCCUCCUCCAACAAGCCCUUCGCUUCUAAAGCGGUGAAUUCAUGGACCAAAGAGGACGUGGCCGAUUGGCUAGAGAGCCUAAACCUGGCCGAGCACAGAGGCGCCUUUCUGGAGAACGACAUCGAGGGCACGCAUCUGCCCAGCCUGCAGAAACAGGACUUGAUCGACCUGGGAGUGACGCGCGUCGGUCAUCGCAUGAAUAUCGAGCGUGCUCUCAAGAUGCUGCUCGACAGAUGAGACUGGGACGCCAUGUACAUUCUUUUGUUUGCGAGCUUUAUUUGUUCUUUGCUUUUUGGCUUCAUUCUUGUUUCCUUUUCUGGUUUGGAAUUUAAAAGAAGCCGUUAUGGAGAAAGAUUUGAAGACGUGCACAAAGCUGUUUGGUCACGAAAGUCAAAAUGCUGUCUACACACCAGAGCUCACUCAGUGGUCAGGUUUUACAGACUCAGGCCUUGCGUGGAAAAACUUGAAAACCAGCAGAGCUGGCCUUCUAUUUUGUAUCUUUGCUAAGAUGAAUUAUCCAGAGAAUACUUCUUCAGAAAACAAGGAAGGAUCAUCUGUGGAGCGAGUGCAUUUUUAAAAUCAUGCUAUUUUUUCUUCUUUUUCCUCUGAGGAUUUAAUGGGCUCAGAUGAGUGCAGUUGAUGCCAUGAUGUUUCUCAGUUCACAUGCUCACAAUGCUGGCAUCUUCAGCCUAAACACAUUGGGAUCAAAUUUUUCAUCUCUUUGUCUGAUUGCAGUAAAACACAAGGUUUAAAUCACUCAAGUCUUUCUGGAGUUUCAUAUCUACUGAUAAUGCGUGUCUUCCACAUUGUGAGCAGCAAUGCAAUUCAGUUGAGUUUCGGACUCCUACUAGACUUGACGGCUUUUCCUCGUUUUCUUAGUGUUUUCACUAUCACGCUUCACGAGUGCUUCAUUAAAGCAGAUUAGGGUAAAUUAUGAAGAUGAGAAGAGAGACGUUGGUGUGAGUACGCGUUCCUUCAAAAAUCACCAAACUUGUGUACAGCAAAACCAAAUGCACUGGGUGAAAUAAAUACAUCAUACAAACCAGA
Molecule: messenger RNA, 5196 nt
Organism: Trichomycterus rosablanca
Lineage: Eukaryota; Metazoa; Chordata; Actinopteri; Siluriformes; Trichomycteridae
Product: SH3 and multiple ankyrin repeat domains protein 2-like
Exons: 10
Coding region: 1018-4386 (1122 amino acids)
Cellular component (GO): dendritic spine; postsynaptic membrane; postsynaptic density
Molecular function (GO): ionotropic glutamate receptor binding; synaptic receptor adaptor activity
Source: RefSeq, a predicted model, not a curated record